Lathyrus sativus (Indian pea) is the source of this 225-nucleotide messenger RNA. The record is from the annotation of a GenBank genome assembly. NCBI's taxonomy places the organism in Eukaryota, Viridiplantae, Streptophyta, Magnoliopsida, Fabales, Fabaceae.
AUGGUGAAUAUGAUGGAAUGGCAUAAACAAGUUCAAAACGGGAAUGUCGUUGCGAUGUACGUCAAAGUCAUGACUGAUGAACAAUUGGAAACUAUCAGGAAACAAAUUGUUGUUUAUGCAACAAUUUGUGAACAACUUGUUGAGAUGCAUAAAUCACUCUAUGCUCAACAAGAUCUUGCAGGUAUAUCAAUUCUUUACUCUAAUUCAUUCUUACCUCAUCAAUAG